GUAAGGGAUAUAUGUUUACAGUUUAUAUUUUAAAUUUGGUAGACAACGUUGUUAAAAUUGUACAUCGUUCUCGGACAUUAAAAAUAAUAUAAACAGUCAAAAAAAAAAAAUUUGGAUUGAAUACUAGCAAAAGAGGACAAUGUCAAAUAGCAAGUUCAUAGAAGAAUUGAUUAAGGCCCACAACGAGUAUAGGGCUAAACACCAGGCUUCGCCAUUGAAGCAUGCUCAAGAUUUGUCUGAUUACGCCCAAAACUGGGCCAAUCACCUGAUUGCAACAAACUCCUUUGAGCACAGCAAUUGUGACCUCAAUGGUCAAAGAUUGGGAGAAAAUAUCGCCUCAAAGUGGUCUUCCGGCCCUACUGAUUAUACGGGGCAGGAGCCAACGGACUCGUGGUACUCUGAAAUCGCGAAGUAUGACUUCAACGAGGCGAGUUUUAAACAUGGUACAGGCCAUUUCACACAAGUUGUUUGGAAAGGAAGCCAGGAAAUCGGGGCGGCAAGAGCCACAGAUGGUAAAGGAAAAUGGAUUGCAGUAGCCAGCUAUAGGCCAGCCGGAAACAUGAUGGGGGAUUUUGCCAGGAAUGUUCUGCCACCUAAGGACGGCAAGAUAAUUAUUCCAGCGAAGAAAGUUCCAGAGAUGACUGACAACGCUCGCAAUACUCAACAUCAUGGUGGAGGUGAAGGAAGACAAACCAAAUCCUACACCAGAACUAAAGAUGGUGUAACCACAACCUACGUGGAAGAGACUAUCGUUAAUCCUGAUGGAUCACGUACCACCAAGACCCACACGACAACCACAAACUCGAGCCGUUAAAAGGUUUCUACAAUUUGAUUAAAAACUGCACUUUGUGUGAUUAUGCUGUUUUCAACUGCGUGUAUAUUGUGAAAUUAUUUGAAACCAAAGUGAUAAUGCUUAAUAAGCACUCUUAUAUUCAUUACCCGUUGAACCAUUAAAACACUCAAUCAACUGCAGGUUUUAUAUAAAGUUACUUUAAACCAUGCCCGCUUAGUACUCUCAAGGUCAUAACUGUCGGUUUGCAAUUAUGCAUACAUAUUUUAUUUAAACUUUAAGCGUAUUUAACAUAACAUUUUAAAUCUUAAUAGAAAAAUUUAUUUAUACCGUAAACUCGUUUAUUCGCAUUACCAGUCAACCUCAAAUAUCUAUUGUGUAUGAUUUUAAAAUAUAUCCUAUUUACAACAUAAUACCAUGCUGUAAGUUUUACUUAAUGGAAUAAAUUAAUAAAAUAACUUAUGCCAAAGAAUAAAAAAUGAAUAUGCAUGUAUAAUAUAGUUUCCAUUUGCUACUCUUGUUUUUCAGAAUUGAUUUUCAGAAAUUAUGAUUGGUCGGAUAUCAGUUUACUUGCAAUAAUACGCAUUACAAAGAAAAAUAAAAUUAUGUACUAAUACACAUAUUAAAGCACUUUUUAUUAACAUAAUUUGGA
Messenger RNA from Dreissena polymorpha, 1442 nucleotides. RefSeq names its product Golgi-associated plant pathogenesis-related protein 1-like. Bases 140 to 814 code for a protein of 224 amino acids. The transcript is spliced from 7 exons. Gene Ontology annotation, cellular component: extracellular region. NCBI's taxonomy places the organism in Eukaryota, Metazoa, Mollusca, Bivalvia, Myida, Dreissenidae. The record is from RefSeq and is a predicted model, not a curated record.